AUGGUCGCUCUAUCUACUGUCCAAGCAUCAAAUGCACUGCUGAAAACCCUCCCACACCCUGUGGCUAUAUUUGUCGGGGCAACCAGCGGUAUCGGCAAAUCCACUCUUCUCCAUUAUGUACAAUACACAUCCUGCCCACGUAUCUAUUUCAUCGGUCGGUCACAGUCCGCCGCAGAUGCAAUCUUAUCGGAAUUCAACGAGAUCAAUCCGGAUGGAUCAUACGCUUUUAUCCAGGCGGAUGUGAGUCUCUUGAAUACCGUCGAUGGCGUGUGCAAGACCAUCCGGGAAAAGGAAGAGAAGAUCGAUCUUCUUUUUAUGAGUCAGGGGAUAUUGGAUUUUAAAUCAAAAACAUCGGAACAAUUGCCUCUCAUGAGGGCAUUGUCAUACUAUUCUCGGAUGCGCUUCAUCGCCAACCUUCUCCCCCUCUUGGAAGCUUCUUCCGGCCGCGUAAUUUCCGUCAUGAUGGGCACAAAAGAAGGAUUUAUCAAUCCAUCCGAUAUACGCGGUGAGAAGCUCUCUUUCUGGAACGCAAGAGGCCACCAUUCCUCCAUGAUGACACUGACCAUGGAACGGUUUGCGGAGAUGGCGCCCACCGUCAGUUUCAUCCAUAACUAUCCUGGUUUUGUGGAGACACCAUUUGGGAAGAAAAUGAUGCAGGGCGUCACAGGAAUAUUUAUCAAAGUUCUAUAUGCGAUUGGGAUGCUGUUCAUUACUAGGGAAGAUAUUCCCAUUGACGAGUCUGGACAACGCCAUGUCUAUAUGGCUACCAGUGAUGCUUUCAGUGUUCAAAAGCCUUUCAAGACUACAGAUGCAAGUGCUGAAAGCGAUGGGAAUGGCGUGUUCAGUCUGGGGGCAUAUUGUGAUCCUGAUGAGCGUGUCCAGACAGUGCUAGACAUAUUACGACAGGAUGGGAUCAAGGAGAGGGUUUGGCUUCAUUUACAGGAGGAAUUCAAGAGGAUAGAUGAUAUGAUAUAG
Penicilliopsis zonata CBS 506.65 is the source of this 975-nucleotide messenger RNA. RefSeq lists its product as hypothetical. The coding region runs from base 1 to 975 and encodes 324 amino acids. The transcript is spliced from 2 exons. The record is from RefSeq and is a predicted model, not a curated record. Gene Ontology annotation, biological process: secondary metabolic process. Lineage: Eukaryota; Fungi; Ascomycota; Eurotiomycetes; Eurotiales; Aspergillaceae.